Bacidia gigantensis is the source of this 897-nucleotide messenger RNA. RefSeq lists its product as uncharacterized. Gene Ontology annotation, biological process: proteolysis. Bases 1 to 897 code for a protein of 298 amino acids. Lineage: Eukaryota; Fungi; Ascomycota; Lecanoromycetes; Lecanorales; Ramalinaceae. The transcript has 3 exons. The record is from RefSeq and is a predicted model, not a curated record.
AUGGGCUCCCUGGCCCAAGGAGCUGAUAUCAGUCAGAAACGGUGGAACGUCCUGGUGACAGGCUUCGGUGUGCGUAAAACGCCUGACGCAGGUCGUCUCGAUGCGCUUUCUCACACUGUUAGCCCUUCCUUGACAACUCGGUCAAUCCUUCGUAUCUCAUUGCAGCCAGUCUUCCAUCUACGCAUACCCUGCCAGAUCUUCCGUCCAUACAUAUACAUUCCCAUCCGCACCCCGUGGAUGUAUGCUAUGAUACAGUCCGUGAACUCAUUCCAAAACUUCUAUUUGCCCCUAGCAUUGCCACGACUCGAAGUCGCUCUGCGAAUCACAUUUCGAUCUCAGCCUCCAGCUCUGGCACGGGCACCAGGCCGAAAAUACUUUUCUAUUGAGAGUUGCGCGAACAGGGAUGGCUAUGUCAAAAAAGACAUCUAUGGAAAGACUCUUGAAGGUGAUACAUAUUGGCACGAUGCUUAUGAUGCACCGCCUACCUUGCACCCAUCGUUCGAUAUUCAAGACCUUUGGACUAGAUGGACGCAAAGUCUGCCGAACGAAGGCUUGAAUCUACGCAUGAGCGACGUCGCCGGAAGAUAUCUCUGCGAAUUCAUCUUUUACGCGGCGAUGCUAGAAUACUGGCGCAGAUCUCCAACAGGGGACAACCGACAUUGCAUGUUUAUGCACGUUCCACCAGGUGUUCAUGAGGACGAAAUCGAAAGAGGGAGGACUAUUGUACUAGCCCUCAUUGUAGCCAUGGUCCAGGGCGCGAGCUCGAGGCAAGAAACGCACGAUGCACAAGUGGACGACCCCCGUAGCUAUGGGAGAUCGAGGGUCGCUCCCAGGCUUGAAAGGCCGCGCAGAAUUGCCUCUGAGAAAUACACGUUAGACGAGCUCCAGUAUGAGUAG